Molecule: messenger RNA, 1466 nt
Organism: Paramormyrops kingsleyae
Lineage: Eukaryota; Metazoa; Chordata; Actinopteri; Osteoglossiformes; Mormyridae
Gene: gnptg
Product: N-acetylglucosamine-1-phosphate transferase subunit gamma
Cellular component (GO): Golgi apparatus
Source: RefSeq, a predicted model, not a curated record
CUAUCUGGUUCACUUAUGGACGCCACAGUUUAGCUGGUUAGUAGUGUUGUAUACAUCUCUGUUUUAUAUGACAACAAGCAUGCAUCUUAUUUCAAGAAUAUGCAGUUUAGGUCGGUUGUAUCUACUGGUUCUUAGCCUACAGCUAACAUUAUCAUCUGCUGGGAAGAUGAAGAUUGUGGAAGAACCAAAUACAUUUGGACUCAACAAUCCUCUUUUAGGCCAAGGCAACAGGCUUCAGCCCAAAGUGUCUCCAUCACCAUUUUCAGGACCUCCUCAUCUUCAUGUCCUGGCUGGGAAGUGUUUCAGUUACACAGAAUCCACGUAUAAAUAUGAGUUCUGUCCUUUCCACAACGUGACUCAGCACGAGCAGACGUUUCGGUGGAAUGCUUACAGCGGGAUUCUCGGGAUAUGGCAGGAGUGGGAGAUCGCAAAUAAUACCUUCACAGGCAUGUGGAUGAGAGAAGGAGACUCGUGUGGAAAUAAAAACCGGCAGACGAAGGUCCUCCUGGUCUGUGGGGGCAGCAGUAAGCUGGCGCAGGUCUCGGAGCCCAGCACCUGCAUGUACUCUUUGACCUUCGAGACGCCAUUGGUGUGUCACCCACACUCGCUUCUGGUUUAUCCCGUGCUUGGCGACAAACUUCAGAAGGAGUGGGACGAGGCAGAGCAGGCUCUGUACGAAGAGUUUGUCACGGAGCAGGGAUACAAUAAACUUCUGAAAGACAUCUUUGAGGAGGCGGGAUACCUGAAAACCCAAAAGGUGAAGGAGACCCCAAAUGUCCAGAAAAACCCCAAAAACUUUGAGUCCUUGGAGAAGUGCAGUGAGGAAGUUAAGAAACUGAGUGAGGAGGUCAAGAGACUUCAGGUCCUUCUGACUCAUCACAACAUUUCCAGUAAUAAACAGCCAGGAGGAAAGUCUCAGGCAGCUGGUGGUGCGACCCCAGCUGUACUUUCUCAGGAUGGACACCUUCGUGGUGACCCUGGAGUGCUCCCUGGUCUGCUGUGACGAUGUCUGUCGUCCAUAUCAUGGCGUUGGAGCCUGGGAAUCCUGUGCAUUUGUCCUCGGAUGCCUGCUGGUGGCUGGAGGGAUCUGGGGAUGGGUUUUUUCAAAGUGUUAGUGAACUGUGUCUGAGAAGCUCUGCCUUUCUGAAGAAUUACCUGUGCAUGGCCUUUCCGGAUUAUUCUCCAGGAUUUAUCUUCUGUCCUAACAAGGCCAGUACUGCCCAGGUCCCAAGCCAACCUUUAUUACCAAAUCAAAUACCACUGACUUAAGUAACUUAGUUACUCUGAAAUCUCUCUAGCUCCCUUUAUUUUAUGCCCAUGUGGGUUUUUCCUGUAAAUAUGUCGCUUUUUGUAAUAGGUGAGAACCAUUGAAAAUAUCAGUGAAUCAGACAGUGUUGUAUCAUGUUGUAUCAAAUUACUAAUUUAUGAUCCUUUUUCUAGAUGCUGUAAAAGCAAAGUGUAAAUAG